Messenger RNA from Cicer arietinum (chickpea), 1387 nucleotides. RefSeq names its product F-box protein FBW2-like. Lineage: Eukaryota; Viridiplantae; Streptophyta; Magnoliopsida; Fabales; Fabaceae. The record is from RefSeq and is a predicted model, not a curated record. Gene Ontology annotation, molecular function: protein binding.
UGUCCUUGAAAAUGCAACACUGUACUUAGGUGACUUUUGCCAAGUCCAGUUUUGACUGUGUUUGUGAGUACUCAGUGUAGUGUGUGGCAGUAAAAAAGCCGAUAUUUUCUGCUUCUAGUAUUCCUUUCCUCCUCUUAUUUUCUCUUUUCCAAAACAAAAAAAUCUCUCUCUCACUCAAAAAAAAAAAGAAAAAAAAAAGAAAAACUCUGAUUUCAUUUUCAACACCAUCCAAAGUUUCAGGAAGAUGGAAGUAGCAUCUGAUGUUCAUAGUUGGGACGAGCUGAUACCCGAUACUCUAGGGGUGAUUUUCGCGAAACUUUCUAUCCAAGAAAGAUUGACUGUGAUCCCAAGAGUAUGUAAGUCAUGGGCCAGAGCUGUAACUGGACCUUACUGCUGGCAAGAGAUUGACAUUGAUGACUGGAGCAGCUUCUGUGAGCCUCAGCACAUUGAGCGGAUGGUUGAGAUGCUGAUUACAAGAAGCUCUGGAUCCCUCCGCAAACUCAGUGUUUCUGGUCUCCAGACUGAGAGAAUAUUCAAUUUCAUUGCUGAAAAUGCUGGCUCCCUGCGAAAUUUAAGGAUGAUAAGAUGCAACAUGAGUAAUCAUGUAGUAGAAAAGAUGUCCGGAAGGCUAUCUAGAAUUUCUGUAUUAGAUUUGAGCUACUGCAUGCAAAUUGGAGAUGAAGGGAUCAAGAUAAUUGGAAAGAACUGCAAACAGCUAGAAGUUUUCUGUCGGAAUAUGCAUCCGUUAGACACUUCGGGACAGCCCUUAGACGAUGCUGAAGCGUUCGCCAUAGCCACUAAUAUGCCUAAGCUAAGGCAUCUUGAAAUGGCUUACCAUCUUAUCAGCAAUGAUGGUGUUCAUCAAAUCCUCUCAUCGUGUAUGAAGCUUGAACAUUUAGACCUGAGAGGCUGUUGGGGUGUACAACUUGACAACAUGUCUCUGAAUCAAAAGUUUCCAAACUUGAAGAUUUUGGGGCCUCAUGUUCUUGGCUGGGACGACAGCUCCGAUAUCUCAGAUUCUUCGUCCGAUUAUGUGGAUAGUGAUAUGGAUGAGUAUGACGAUGAAAGUGAUGAUGACAUGUGGUAUGAUGGAAUAAGGAUUGAGGGGCUUGAGCUUAGGGUUAGGGUUUAUGUUGGUAUUGAAGAUGCUGGAAUGCAUUGGCCUGCAUCUCCAUGAUGAGAUGUGUUAUUUGCUUGUGAAUUUUUACUAUGCUGUUUUCUGUUUUCUGUAAUUAGUGCUUCUACUUUGGACAUUUUAUGCUCUUUGCAUGAUGUGUACCAAAGAAAGAAGAAGAAAAAAAAGCAGUUGGGCUUUCUUGCAAGAACUUUACUUUUAGUAUAUCUUUUAUAUUUUUUCACAAUAUGAUUGUUAUUACAUCUUAUGAUA